UGCAGCUCCUGACAACAAUGCUGGGGGAAAGUAGCUCAGUACCUGUGGUAGCACAAAUACUUUGUAUUUCCAAAAAUAGCAUCGAGUUCAUAUAAAUCUAAUUAUGUGUUUUUCUUUCUUUUUCUCCAUUUGGAUAUUUUGUUCGUCGGGCUGGCUGUCCAUAUUUAGAAGAAAUGCAUACUCCUACUCCUAUUACUUGAAGCUAGCCAAGAAGCAGAAGGAGACUCAGACCAGCACACAGAGAGAGAUGGGUCCCGUGGCCGCUUCAGACAAGGCCUCUACCAAACUCAGCGCUGUUCACAAUGAAGAAGCUUUCUCUUCCAGCUGCCAAGAUGUUAAUGGAUUCAUAUCAUCAGACACAGUUCCAUCGACCACGCUGUUAGACAGUAGCCAUGGAGAGAUGACUCAGCCAACCUUGACUAUCCAGACCCACCCGUACCGGAGCUGCGAGCCAGUGGAAAUGUCCUACCCACGGGGGCAGUUCCAGCCAGCCAUCCGAGUGGCCGACCUGCUGCAGCACAUCACCCAGAUGAAACGUGGACAGGGCUAUGGAUUUAAAGAGGAAUAUGAGGCACUACCUGAGGGGCAGACGGCAUCCUGGGAUACAGCCAAGGAAGAUGAAAAUCGCAAUAAGAAUAGAUAUGGAAACAUAAUCUCCUAUGAUCAUUCAAGAGUGAGAUUGCAGCUGCUGGAUGGGGACCCUCACUCUGACUACAUCAACGCCAAUUACAUAGACGGGUACCACCGGCCUCGUCAUUACAUUGCAACUCAAGGGCCGAUGCAAGAGACAGUGAAGGAUUUCUGGAGAAUGAUUUGGCAAGAAAACUCUGCAAGCGUUGUCAUGGUCACCAACUUGGUGGAAGUGGGCAGGGUGAAGUGUGUUCGGUACUGGCCAGAUGACACAGAGGUCUAUGGGGACAUUAAAGUCACAUUAAUUGAGACAGAACCACUGGCAGAGUACGUCAUACGCACGUUUACUGUACAAAAGAAAGGCUACCAUGAGAUCCGAGAGAUUCGGCAGUUCCACUUCACCAGCUGGCCAGACCACGGGGUUCCUUGCUAUGCCACAGGCCUCCUGGGCUUUGUUCGGCAGGUGAAGUUCCUCAACCCCCCAGAGGCAGGACCCAUUGUUGUGCACUGCAGCGCUGGGGCCGGGAGAACAGGGUGCUUUAUUGCCAUUGACAUCAUGCUUGACAUGGCAGAGAACGAAGGUGUGGUUGAUAUAUUUAACUGCGUGCGAGAGCUGCGCUCCCAGAGGGUCAAUUUGGUACAGACAGAGGAACAGUAUGUAUUUGUCCAUGAUGCCAUUUUGGAGGCGUGUCUCUGCGGCAACACUGCCAUUCCAGUUUGUGAGUUCAGAUCCAUAUAUUACAACAUCAGCAGGAUAGAUCCACAGACCAAUUCCAGCCAGAUAAAAGAUGAGUUUCAGACUCUCAAUAUUGUGACACCGCGGGUUCGACCAGAGGACUGCAGCAUCGGCCUUUUGCCGAGGAACCAUGACAAGAACCGCUGCAUGGACGUGCUGCCCUUGGACCGGUGCCUGCCCUUCCUCAUCUCUGUGGAUGGCGAAUCCAGUAACUACAUCAAUGCUGCGCUCAUGGAUAGCCACAAGCAACCUGCUGCCUUUAUUGUAACCCAGCACCCUUUACCCAACACCGUAGCAGACUUCUGGAGGCUGGUGUUUGAUUAUAACUGCUCCUCCGUAGUGAUGCUGAAUGAGAUGGAUGCUGCACAGCUCUGCAUGCAGUACUGGCCAGAGAAGACGUCCUGUUGCUAUGGCCCAAUUCAAGUAGAGUUUGUUUCAGCAGACAUCGAUGAAGACAUCAUCAACCGGAUAUUCCGGAUCUGCAACAUGGCCAGGCCCCAGGAUGGCUAUCGCAUAGUUCAGCACCUGCAGUACAUUGGCUGGCCAGCAUACCGGGACACCCCUCCAUCCAAACGCUCACUGCUGAAGGUGGUCAGGAGGCUGGAGAAGUGGCAGGAGCAGUACGAUGGGAGGGACGGCCGCACUGUGGUCCACUGCCUGAACGGUGGGGGACGCAGUGGCACCUUCUGUGCCAUCUGCAGUGUGUGUGAAAUGAUUCAACAGCAAAAUAUCAUCGAUGUGUUCCACAUAGUGAAAACGUUACGGAAUAACAAGUCCAACAUGGUGGAGUCACUGGAACAGUAUAAAUUUGUAUAUGAGGUUGCACUGGAAUACUUGAGCUCCUUUUAGCCCAGCAGAGAGAGAGGAGCCUCCGACAUGGCAGACCUCAACCCCUGGCAGAUGCUUCUCCCCUGUCCCACACUAGAAGGCGGUAACAAGUGUGGGAAGGAAAACCUCUCCUUCCUGGAGAAAGAGACUGAGACUGCACGGACCAGCUGGAAGGAGGAGAUGAUGCCUGUGUUUGCUGCUGCCUGCUUUCUAUUGGAGCAUCUACCGCUUCUUAAAUAACCUACUGUAAAAAUAAGGGAAACGGGAGACAGGCUGAAGGACUGGACUUUCUAAUCCCCUCUGACUUCUCUCCUCUUUAGGAUUGUAUUUUUUGCUGUCCUUGCUGAAGAGUGGGGAAAGAAUGAAACCUUUAGGAAAUUGUCUUCUAAAUGUCUCCUUUUUAAGUUAUUAUUUUGUUAUCAAAUCCCAGUCUUUAAUUUUUGAAUUUCAUGCAGCAGUCAUUUGGGGAAAAUGAGAUAGCCAUAGGGAAUUUAUGAAAUGUUUCAUUACGAUUUGCCUGUCUUAUCUGUUUUUGUUUUAUUUUCCAAAUGAAAAGGCCAACACCAAAAAACACUGGAUAUCUUUCUGCAUCUGGUUCCGUUUAGCAUGAAGAUGGUGGAGAUGAGGAGUUAGUUGUUCAUGGAUUUGCAUCUUGGCUUCUACACUUUUCCUCCCAGUUUCUCCCAAGGCUGUGCAUGAACUGGUUACAUCUCUCUGGUCCAUGUUUGUUUCAGUGCUGGUGAAGCAAUAUUAAUAAGUUUCCCAGCCACUUAAACCCUGAAGUUAAAUAUUUGCAUCAAACAAAUUGCAUUUGUCUUGCAACUUUGGUAACGAUGUUACCAUAUUUUUCAAGUAUUUGCUGGGGUGCAGUGUGUCUUUGAAAAACAGGGUAUAAAGUAGGUAUUAUUGAUCAUAUACUAUGUAUUAUUAUUUUUUUAUUUAUUAUUUGUAUUGCUGUAGAACUUAGGACCCCUAGUCCUGACAGGUCCCUGCUGAACUAGGCUAGGCACUGUGCAAAUGAAGAACAAAGAAGGUUCCUGCUCAAGAACUUUGAAUCUGAAGGUAAUCUUAAAAUUGAGUUUGAUCAGGUUUUCCUCGCUGAUCCCAAACUGUUGUACAGUCAGACACAGUUGAGUGAUUUAUUCAGAUUUCCAGCCCCUGCAAAUUUAAAAUGGUAACCCAUCCAAGCUGCAGGAAGGGUGAUGGACAUACACAGAAACCUGUUCUGGCAUCUGCUAAGAAAAGGCUUCAGCCAGCACAGCAUCUUUCCAUCUUAAGCAAAAAGGCUUUUCUUUUGUUCUGCAGAGACGCCUGUGCAACUCUUCUUCUUUGCAACAAACAUCAGAAGGGUUUUGCCAUGGUUCUGGAUCUUGCUCUGACUUCUUAGAAGCUAAGAAAUUGCUUUUCUGAAAGAGUUUGUUUUAGGAGCUAAUCACUAAGGUCUACAGGAUAAUCUCUGAGAUUAUUCUUAAAGGAACAAAGGAUUUACAACAUUCAGUAUUUCAAUUUAGCCAUUUAUUUAUCCUGAGAGUGAAGGGAUCCAAGAUAGUUCAGUGUGUAAAUUAGAUUCUUGGUGAUGUAGGUUUCUUCAAACAUAGACUUGCUUAAAGCUAGACAGGUAAGGGAAAAUUUAAGUAUAAGGAAAUUCCACUUUCUUACCAUUUCAUAGUAUUCCACCCUCUGGUAAAUGCUCAGAAACUGCUGGGAGCUCAGUCGUGUCAAUGCCUCACAUAGAGAGCACCAGAAGCUUAAAAAAAUUUACCAAUUUCAUAUAUAAAUUCAAAAGGCACCUCUGCUUCAUGGUCAUUCUUUGCUUGAUAAUUAUAUCUUUGUCUUGACAAUUUGAUUGGAACACUUAUUGACUCAGAUAUGGCAGUACCUAACAAAAAAGUUAUCAUCUCUCUCGGGACCUGCAGCAGUCUAAGAAACAAGGCUCACUAUUUGGAAAUGGAAUCUUUCCUGCUGAGCAGAUGAGAGAUUUGCAUAGGAUGCUGAACCACCUUGCUCAUGUUCUUUCCAAGAAGCUUUGCAUUCUUGGCUUCUUCCAAGUGAAUACCUUGAAGGUCUCAGGCAGUUGCACCACAAAGCAUCAGUGGGAACCCCCUUACAGGUGCUUCUGCUGUGUGUCAGGUUGGGCCCCUACUUUCUGCAAGAAAUCACUAAAGCAACAUUGGAUUACAAUGGGGCAGCAGGUGAAUGUCUGCUGUUUCACAAAAUAAAUCAGUUGUUCUAUUUUUUUUUUCUGUUGCUGCUAAGCUGCACAAACAACUCUGCUGUAGAAUAAAAGGCAAAGCAAAAUUAUGACAUUUGAGAAGGAAAGGGUAAUAUUACUGUUUGAAUUACAGGUGGUUUGCUUGGGGGCCGUUUGCAAAGAAGAGGAAAGAGGGAAUCCUGAUCCCAGGAUGGGAUUUUGCAAUUGCCAAGGUGAGAAGAAGCUACCAGCAGAAUGUUCUUGACUUCACUAACCACAGAAAGCCAGAGGGAGUAACUCCCUGUGGAUGCUAUGGAAAUAUUAAUUAGUAUUUAGCAUUCUGUUAAUUUUACAUGGAAACUAGCAUACGCAUAGGACCCUUUCAGGAGUUACUGAAAGUCUAGUUCAGGCACUGAAGUUAAUGGCCUGGGUAAAAGGAAUAGAGAGGUAGAAUAAAUGACGGUGUAUCCAAGGAAUGAAGGGUAGAAGGUAGUUUCAGGCUAAGCAGUAGCGUGAAGGAAAGUGGCUUACAAAGCCAGCAGUCAGCCUAUAGGAGGGAUGUAUACAGGGAGGGAAGCAGGUGUUGGACAAGCCAGGCAGAAGAGCUCUUGCAGUGAAGUUGUUUAAGGUCCUGAGGUAGGUUUAAAUGUAUUUUCAUGGUAUGAGGCAUGCUAGUACAGGGUCAGGUGCAAGCAUCAGCUGGCCUGCAGUAACGCACCACAUGCUUUUAGCCCUCUGCAAAUGGAAAGUGAUAACAUAGAUUUCAGUGAAAGGUCUUUAAGCUACAUUUUACCUUCUCUUUGCAAGGAACAAGUUCAGUGCAAAUCACGUUGGUUCCUACAGCCCAACUGUUAGCCACAACUGACUGUGUGGCAGCUCAGGUCUGCGUUUCAGGCUUCUGGUGAUGUUCAGCCUGCAGCCAGUGUGGAAGGAUGCUCAGCAAACACUAUGGGUGAUGUUGGUUGUGGUCCAAACUGUUCCAUCAUCACACACAGGUACACUGAUUUUUGGGAACGCAGCUCCUGUCUGUAUUGGCUCAGGCAUCUUUGCACUGUUCUUUGCUGCACAAUGCUUAUAUGUUGAAUAUGAAUUAAUGAUAAAGGGAAAGAGAAAAUAAUUUGCUGUAAAUAACCUUCUUACCUUGAGGUUGUUUAAACUGUGGAGAGGAGCCUGUAGCAACAUAGGUGAUGUGCUUGAGGCAAGAUUGUGGAUGUUGGGUCUGUUUUCUUUGAGAAAGAGAGAAAUUUUGAGAUAAUAAAGUAGGCUUUCUCACUCUUGAAAGGACUGACAAUCCAGGACAAGCUUUCCAACCUAAGUAUUGCCUGCUGCAGUUGGGGAGCAAUAAUGUAAGGUAGAAAAGGGGAAUUCCUCAAUGACUGAGUUUUGGGCUGUGUAAAUAUGAUAUUGACAGUAUUUGAAUAGUCAUAAUGAAAACACUUAUUCCCAUUCUGACAUCCUUCAGGAUUGGGUGAGAACUGUUUGUUGAUAGCAUAGUAUUGGUCUAAAGUAUAAUCUGAAAUUUGGAAAACUAGAAAUAAGAAGAGUAAGGGUACAGGGACUGUGUCAUACACGGGGCAUAAAACAUCUUAAAUUAUUAAGAGAUGUAACUGAAGCAAAGAAUUCCAGAUCUACCUAGGCCAGAUGCUGGAGAAGGAGGAACCUGACCUGUCAGCAGGAAAGAGAUAGAACAAAUUCUCUACAAGGUACAGCAGGUCUUGACAGUCUGUUGGGUUGUUUCUUUCUUUCUUUUUUUUUUUUUUUAAUCUCUGUGAAAACUGCAUCCUUUGCUGCCAUCUUUUGUUAUUUUUUCCCCCCAGAGAAUGUUUUGUAAAGAAAAGUGGAGUUGACCUUCUGUAGAUGGACUUGAGGUACUUGUUUAUUAACAUGGAGGAAGCAGACUGGGGUUGGGAGUACAAUGUCAGUGUGAAGGUAGGGACUGCGGGUGGCAAACAAGCAGAUGGGAAUUGGUGGUUUUAUUUAGUAGAUUGAAGUAACUGGUGUUCUCUGAUCAGGGAAGUCUCUGGGCUGUGGUUGAUAGGAGAUGUUUCAGUUCAUGAUUGAAAUUCAUUGGCAAAGUUGCAUAGAAUACUGCCGUGCUUAGUUUGCUUCAACUAGUUUUAUUAGUGCACUGGUUGAUCCCCUUGGUUUAUUUGCAUUAGAGCCAUGUAAGUGAGCUAGAGUUGUCCGUGUUGGUCCACAGACACCAGGUAAUUAGCAAUGAAAGAUUUUUCCAUGCACUGAAACCCUCCUGUCACCUUUUGCACCAAAUCAAGCCACAGUUCUGCAUCACAUCUCUUCCAUUCAGCCCUUGUCCACAUGGUGCCCACAUUUUAAGAAUGCCCAGGGAACUCCCAGAAAGUUGACAGAUAUCUUGGGCCAUGUCUGUGACCCUGAUUGGUCUGGUCCAUGCACUCUGUAGGGCAGAGGUGGGAAUCACAGAGCAUAGCUUUUGCCUAGAGAAGCACAUAUUUGUGUGUCAGCAGUUUCCUACCUUUUAUUCCAAAUCUGUAAGCUCCCUGUGAAAACAUCCAGUGGCAAUGCAAGGACCCACAGCUGUAGAUUUAAGUCUGUAGAUGAUAGAAUUAUUUUUCCAUGUAGUUUGCAUGGGUCCUUGAGGAGUAGUUGGUGGGAUUUCCCCAGGGAAUCUCAAGCCAGGCACUGUGGGUGUGCUGCUCUUGGUAUCCCUCAGUCUGAGGAAGGAGAGAGGCUCCCAUCUGCAGCAGUUGUUCUGAAGGCAGCUGAACCAGUUGCUGUCUGGAAGAGAAGGAGAGGAUAAGGAAUCUCCUUUGGGAGAAAAGCAAACAGUGGAGGAGGAUUAAAUGGUGUCCUGAAACAGGCGAGAAACUUCCACUUUGUUCUCUCUUAUUCUUGCAGGGAUAAUACUUAUGUCUUUCCUACUCUUCUGAGUUUGUGCCAGGAUCAUAAAAAAGCAGGUAGUAACACAUUCCACUCUGCAGAACUCUCUAGAGAGGGAGCAGGCAGUGUAACAGAGGGAAUAAAUCCCGAGGGACAAAGAUAAAAGAUUUCCUUGAGAGGAACCUUCAAAUCUGCAGUGCCUCUGUCUGUCACACUGGCAGAAAUCUUUGCAAGUCAGCACGGAGCAUUGCACGGUCCUGGCAUAUUCCUCCAUCGCAAUUCAGUGCAAAUGUUGCACUUGGAAAACAUUGCCCUGUGAUAAAUUUAAACAAUAUCUCAUUGGUAGAGCAGUUCGCUUUUAGUCGUUGCAAAGGGCAUCUCAAGAACUUGGUUUGAUUCUGCUGUAUUCUAAUAUGAGGUUCUUCUGUAAGUGUACAAAGUUCACUCCAGCUUGUUAGAAACAUGGAGGGGACCUUGUGGUGAUAGUGCUUCAGGAUGAUCUCUGCCUGUGAGUGUGAAGCUCAGCAUUACCUCCUUGAAGACCAGGAAGUGGUCGAACAGAAUAGUGCACCUUCCCUGCACAGACCUUUCCAGGAGCAGAAACUGAGAGAGCCAGCUAAUUAAGGUUUGGUAUACAGAAGAGAGUAAUGAGGAUUCUGUUAACCCUCCUACGUUCAUACUUAUUUAGAUUGCAGUCUUCUAUAGCCAUACAUACAUGCUAUACAAUUUAAAUGCAAGUGCCCUUCCUUUCCCUGUUCCCCAGUUCCCUGUAGCUCUUCCUCCAUUGAGGGCCAUCCAACAGCACAGAAGCAAAGCAAACUUUCUGCAGUUUUGGCGAGGGAUGCUAGGAAAACUUAUCAUGUAGUAUCUGUGUAUUGACUUAGACAAAUAUCAGUCAUCUUCCUCAUCAUAGAUAUACCUGAAGAAUAUACAGCUGAGUGUAGCAGUCGAGUACAUUCAUGCAUUUUCAUUCACCAAGCCCAAAUCCUGGUGGUUCUGAGUUUGAUGGAGAGACAAAAAUACUCGCUGACUUCCAGUAGCCUCAAGUCUGUAAUCUUUAUUUUCUGUGUUAUAAGAUUUUUAAAGUCUCCCUUAUAAACAAUACAUGGCAUUCAGUAUCUACAGCUUCAUGUCGGAGUAGCACAACUGUGAAAACCUGGCAGCUUCUUCCAUUUGUGAAAACAAGCAAAGUCUUUCCAUCCUUGUCCCAGUGCAUUUGACAGGUUGUUCACCCUUAUUCUCUGGUUUCAACCCACACCUUAAGAAACAAAAUAAUGCAGCAGUCUGAAUGAUAGAUGCGGUGUUCCUGUAAUAUUUCUUUGUGGAGGGCAAAAAAAAAAAAAAAAAAAAGAGGAAAAAAAUGUUUUCCUAGCAAACCAGUUCAGCGUGAGCUGAUUCUAAGCUGCAUGGCCAUGAUCCAGUUCACACAGUUGGAAGCGAGGUUUGCUUGUUGUUGUGACGUGAUUUAUGCCAUAGGUGUAACCUUUGGGACCAAUCCUGGUCUGUUCUGUACAGGUUUCCAAUAGAAUAGGGGUCACUGUAGAGGAAGCACUUAUUGCAAGUGAUAGUAUUUCAGUGAAGGUUUUGUAAGGGAGAUCUGUUACUCUGGAACACAACUGUUUGGGGGACUUGGUGAGGUGCUUGAGCAGGUGGCUCUGUGGAGGUGUACGUCCUUCUGUGAGCACUUCAUCCUUCACUGGGCAUCUCCAGGAAGUCUUGCUUGUGUGCAGUUACAAAGGAAUGUAUUUGCAGGGGUGUUUUUGGGUGCAUGGCUGGUGCUUCACAAGCUUCAAUGACUUUAGCUAUUGGGAAAGCCUCUCCAGGGCAUCUGAUGGUUGUUGGCAUUGCUGAACUAGCUCUAACACUUCCCAUGCAGGACUUCCAUGUACAUGGAGCAGAACUGGCAUGACCCUCCUCACCUCUGUAGCCCAUUCUUAAGUCUCCAGCGCUCAUGCUGCGUUUCAGUGCAAAAGCUGCAGCUGUGCCCUUGCCACAUUUAACCCCUACUGACUGAGCGCACUGACAGAAUUCACUCCCAUGUUGAUUUCAUCUCCUUCCCCCUGCGCCAAUCCUGCUGAAAUUGAAAUGCUGUAGCAUCACUUGUUGCUAGAGCUGUUACUGCUACAGUCAGGAUGCUGUGGCCGUAUUGGGGUGAGCAGGACCCUGCCCAGCACCCCACACGUGCUGCAUCAGCGCGUCUCUGCUGUUGGAUUCUGCCCCCAUCUCCCCCUCCUUUGGCCUUUAUGGAUUACUGGUGAAACUCACUUGUACAGUUUGGAUGUUUGAUAGAUAAAGCACGUAUGAAAAUAAAAAAAAAGGAAAAAAAUAUAAAUACAGAAAUCUCAACACUGUGCAUUCAGUGUCUUUUCUUUCUAGCUUAAAAGAAGGAAGGUAAAUAAUGUCAAGUCAAUGAAUAUCAGAUAUAUUUUUUGACUGUACAUUACAGUGAAGUGUAAUCUUUUUUUUACAACUGCGAGUCCAUCUUAUUUAUUCUUGUAAAUGUUCCCAGACAAUGUUUGUAAUAUGGGCUGUGUU
Molecule: messenger RNA, 9776 nt
Organism: Phasianus colchicus (ring-necked pheasant)
Lineage: Eukaryota; Metazoa; Chordata; Aves; Galliformes; Phasianidae
Source: RefSeq, a predicted model, not a curated record